UUCAAGCUUCUAUCGAACAUAUCGAAAUGCACAAAGAUAAGUACCGCUCAGUCGAGGUACUGCUCGCCAACGACUAAACACCACAAAUAAACGGUCACCAUGCUGGCUAAGAAUGUAUUGACGUCACGCGUCACGCGUACCAUCCUCAGGGAUGGGGUGGGUUUCCUCAGGGUUGCAGCUUUGAGGCCGGUGGCCAGUCAAGUUUAUAGGAGGGCCAGUACGACCCCUAGACUGUGGGUACCCAGGAUAACACAGGCAAAUUUGUCAUCGGUAGGCCUACAAGAAAAAAGGGAAAACACAUUCACAGACAGAAGCCAGCUGAAAUACGCCAGAAGACUCGUUGUUAAGCUGGGCAGUGCUGUAAUCACUAGAGAAGACGAACAUGGUUUAGCAUUGGGACGCUUGGCAUCAAUUGUUGAACAAGUAGCAGAAUGCCAAAACGAAGGAAGGGAGUGUAUUAUGGUAACCAGUGGUGCCGUAGCUUUUGGAAAACAAAAAUUGACUCAGGAAUUGCUGAUGUCACUGUCUUUAAGGGAGACCUUAUCACCUACGGAUCACACUAGAGAGGAAGCACCAAGGAUGUUGGAACCCAGGGCAGCAGCCGCUGUAGGUCAGUCAGGACUUAUGUCGUUGUACGACGCCAUGUUUUCACAGUACGGUGUCAAAAUCGCACAGGUUUUGGUCACCAAGGCAGAUUUUUACAACGAAGAGACAAGAAGAAACUUGAUCAGUACUCUUUCCGAGCUGAUCAGCUUGAAUAUCGUUCCAAUCAUCAACACAAAUGAUGCUGUAUCGCCUCCUCCACAAAUUGAUGAACCCAUAGGAGCCAAGCCUGGUAAAAGAGGCAUCUCACUCAAAGACAACGACUCCCUGGCCGCCAUGUUGGCUGCCGAAGUCCAAUCAGAUCUCUUGAUUUUGAUGUCCGACGUUGACGGCAUCUACAACAAACCUCCAUGGGAACCCGGCGCGAGAUUCUUGCACACUUUCUCAUCCGAACAGAGACAAACCAUCGAGUUUGGACAGAAGAGCAAAGUAGGCACUGGCGGCAUGGACUCCAAGGUCAACAGUGCCAUCUGGGCAUUGGAUAGAGGAGUAUCUGUGGUCAUAUGCAACGGUAUGGCAAAGGAAGCCAUCAAAACAAUCCUUUCUGGAAGAAAGAUAGGAACCUUCUUUACUGACUCGGCCAAUGUUGGAAGCGUCCCCACAGAAAUCAUUGCUGAAAAUGCACGUAUUGGUGGAAGACUUCUUCAAACACUGACCCCAGACCAAAGAGCUUCCUGCGUCCACACUUUAGCCGAGUUAUUGGUGUCCAAACAGUCUCAAAUCUUGGACGCCAACCAAAAAGAUCUCCAAGAAGCUAGCCAAUCCGGCCUGGCAAAACCUCUGCUGUCUCGAUUAUCGCUCACACCGUCUAAACUUAAGAAUUUAGCUGUAGGAUUGAAACAAAUUGCUGACUCCAGUCAUAAUAAUGUUGGCAGAGUGCUGAGAAGGACUAGGCUAGCUGAUGGUUUAGAGUUAAAACAAAUCACUGUUCCUAUCGGAGUUCUUUUGGUUAUUUUUGAGUCAAGACCUGACAGUCUACCCCAGGUAGCUGCCCUAGCUAUUGCUUCAGGAAAUGGACUUCUUCUUAAAGGAGGUAAAGAGGCUGCUCACAGCAACAGAGCACUUAUGGAGUUGGUAAAGGAAGCGCUCAGCACUAUUGGAGCUGCCAAUGCAAUUUCUUUGGUUUCAACAAGAGAAGAAAUUGGCGAUUUGCUCACCAUGGAACAACACAUCGAUCUGAUCAUCCCAAGAGGUUCCAGUGAUCUUGUCAGGAGUAUACAAGCGCAAUCUCAACACAUACCUGUCAUGGGACAUGCCGAAGGUAUUUGCCAUGUGUUUGUUGAUAAAGAGGCCGAUUUGAAGAAAGCCCUCAAAAUCAUCAGAGAUGCUAAAUGUGACUAUCCCGCAGCAUGUAAUGCCAUGGAAACACUUCUUAUUCACGAAGAUCUGAUGAACACUGACUUCUUCUCUGAUGUAUGUAAUGUUUUGAAGAAGGAAGGUGUCAAAAUAUAUUCAGGUCCAGCAUUAAAUCAAGUGCUUACAUUCGGUCCACCCUUGGCAAAGAGCUUGAAACACGAGUAUGGAGCAUUGGAAUGCUGUAUUGAGGUUGUUAAAGAUUUGGACGCUGCUAUUGACCAUAUUCACACGUACGGCAGUGGACAUACUGAUGUCAUUGUCACUGAAAACAAUCAUAGAGCUGAAGACUUCCAAAAACGAGUUGACAGCGCGUGCGUGUUCCACAAUGCCAGUUCAAGGUUUGCUGAUGGAUUCCGGUUUGGUUUAGGUGCCGAGGUUGGUAUUAGCACUGCCCGAAUCCAUGCCAGAGGUCCAGUAGGCGUCGAAGGACUUCUCACCACCAAAUGGGUACUCCAUGGUACCGAUCACGCCGCUUCUGACUUUUCCGAAGAAGGUGGAAGACAAUGGUUGCACGAAAGCCUACCACUGAAUUAGUUUUAAGUCUCAUUUCACUCAAUUUUCCUAUUUUUUUAAAGAAAAUACAUUUUAGUGUAAUUUUAUAUAUUUUUUAUCGACGUGUAGUUUGUAUAUUUUUUUGUAUAAUUUAUUAACGAACUGUUAAGUUUUUUUUGUCUGUAAAGUGUUGAUUUUUUGAAAUAUAAAUUUAUUUUAAUA
Sitophilus oryzae (rice weevil) is the source of this 2673-nucleotide messenger RNA. Its product is annotated as delta-1-pyrroline-5-carboxylate synthase. Gene Ontology annotation, cellular component: cytoplasm; mitochondrion. Gene Ontology annotation, molecular function: glutamate-5-semialdehyde dehydrogenase (NADP+) activity; glutamate 5-kinase activity; ATP binding. NCBI's taxonomy places the organism in Eukaryota, Metazoa, Arthropoda, Insecta, Coleoptera, Curculionidae. Bases 100 to 2493 code for a protein of 797 amino acids. The transcript is spliced from 14 exons. The record is from RefSeq and is a predicted model, not a curated record.